Messenger RNA from Camelina sativa (false flax), 594 nucleotides. The record is from RefSeq and is a predicted model, not a curated record. Lineage: Eukaryota; Viridiplantae; Streptophyta; Magnoliopsida; Brassicales; Brassicaceae.
UAUGGGAAGUUUAAUAGGACGGAUCCUGAGAAGGCUGGGAAGGUUUUGGUUAGUGAUGCUAUAUCUAAUGGUGGUGGUAGUGGUGGAUAUGCUAAUGGACAUGGAGCUAAUAAUUUCAAUGCGUUGAACAGUCCUAGUAGUGGUGACAAUAGUGAUCGUUUCCUUCUUGAAAGUGGAAGUGUUACCAUUCCAAUGGAGGUUCUUCGUCAGGUGACAAAUAAUUUCAGUGAGGAUAACAUAUUGGGUAGAGGUGGUUUUGGUGUUGUAUACGCUGGGGAAUUACACGACGGAACAAAGACUGCGGUCAAGAGGAUGGAAUGUUCAGCAAUGGGUAAUAAAGGAAUGAGCGAGUUUCAGGCUGAGAUAGCGGUACUCACUAAGGUCAGGCAUAGACACCUGGUCGCUUUAUUAGGUUACUGUGUGAACGGGAACGAGAGGUUGCUUGUCUACGAGUACAUGCCACAGGGAAAUCUUGGACAACACUUGUUUGAGUGGCGUGAACUCGGAUACUCUCCUCUGACAUGGAAACAGAGGGUGAGUAUUGCUCUAGAUGUGGCAAGAGGUGUGGAAUAUCUCCAUAGUUUGGCGCAGCAA